UUUAUUAUCCUAUCCCAUUAUUGAUUCAAGAUUUUAGAAACACCGACUGUCUCCGCCUUAUUUAUGGUUGGAGAAAGCGUCUUCGACGACAUUUGAAUUGGACUUUAAACGGAGUAGAUUUUUCACCUAGCAGCUAUAUCAAGGGAUUGCGCUCAUCUGUAUCAAGUUCUCGGUAGCUUCUCGAACUCAGAGGAUUCAGUUCGCGUGAGGUGAAAUUGUAAUGGCGGCUCUGAAGGAACUCCUGCCUCCGGUCAAGUCUAGUAGUACGACCUAUUAUGAUCAUUCAAAUGAUCCUUGGUUUAAACAGCGAUUUAGCUCAUCUGAGGCAGAGCAGGCCGUAGUUAUCAAACAUAGACCUGUACCUCCCUACUUGGACCGUAAAGGUUUUGUACCCCGGAAGGUGGAGGAUUUUGGGGAUGGUGGUGCGUUCCCUGAGAUUCAUAUUGCACAAUACCCUCUUGAUAUGGGUAGGGAGAAGUCUGCAAAACCAGGGUCAAAGAUUCUUGCUUUGACUGUUGAUGCCCAUGGUAACGUGGCUUAUGAUGCUAUUGUGAAGCAAAAUGAGAAUGCAAAGAAAAUUGUUUAUUCACAACACAAGGAUCUGAUUCCGAAGAUUUUGAGAAAUGAUGAGGAGAUGGAUGAGGAUGAGGAUGAGGAUUUGCAAAAAGAGAUUGAGGAGACAACUCAAGAGACUAAAGCAGCACUUGAAAAAAUUGUGAAUGUGAGACUAAGUGCAGCACAGCCAAAGAAUGUGCCUAAACAAUCUUCAGAUUCAAAAUAUAUUAAGUACAAGCCAUCACAGCAAUCGGCAGCUUUCAAUUCAGGGGCAAAGGAAAGAAUCAUCAGAAUGGUGGAGAUGCCGGUAGACCCACUUGAGCCGCCCAAGUUCAAGCACAAGAGGGUUCCCAAGGCUUCUGGAUCCCCACCUGUUCCUGUCAUGCAUUCCCCUCCUAGGCCUGUGACUGUGAAAGAUCAGCAGGAUUGGAAAAUCCCUCCUUGUAUCUCAAAUUGGAAGAACCCUAAAGGGUACACAAUUCCUCUUGAUAAGCGUCUAGCUGCUGAUGGAAGAGGUCUGCAGGAUGUUCAGAUCAAUGAUAAUUUUGCCAAGCUAUCAGAGGCACUUUAUGUUGCAGAGCAGAAGGCUAGAGAAGCUGUAGAGAUGAGAUCUAAAGUUCAAAAGGAGAUGAUGAUGAAGGAGAAGGAAAGGAAAGAGCAAGAACUGCGGGCUUUAGCUCAGAAGGCACGUUCUGAAAGAACAGGUGCUGCUCCUCCUGCAUCUGCUCCGAUCCCAUCUGAUAAAAGUGCAAUGGGUGUUGAUAUGGCGGGGGAUUAUGAGCGUGUGAGAGAAAGAGAGAGGGAUGUGCACAAGGAGACUAGGGAGGAAAGGGAAGAGCGACUGCAACGUGAGAAAAUUCGUGAGGAACGACGUCGAGAGAGGGAAAGGGAGAGAAGGUUGGAGGCAAAAGAUGCUGCGAUGGGUAAGAAGAGUAAGAUCACAAGAGAUAGAGAUCGUGACAUCAGUGAGAAGGUUGCUCUUGGUAUGGCUUCUACUGGUGCUGGCAGAGGAGGCGAGGUUAUGUAUGAUCAAAGGUUGUUCAACCAAGAGAAGGGAAUGGAUUCUGGUUUUGCCACUGAUGACCAAUAUAAUGUGUAUGACCGAGGCCUAUUCACAGCUCAGCCUACGCUUUCAACAUUGUACCGACCCAAGAAAGAUGUUGAUGCUGAUAUGUAUGGAGGCGCUGAUGAGCAGUUAGAUAAGAUCUUGAAAACAGAAAGGUUCAAAGCCGACAAGGCCUUUGCUGGUACUUCAGAGAAGGCUGGUCCACGGGACAGACCAGUUGAAUUUGAUGAGGCUACAGAAGAGGCUGAUCCAUUUGGUCUGGAUCAGUUCUUGACAGAAGUGAAGAAGGGUAAUAAGAAAGCGCUUGACAAGAUUGGCAGUGGUGGAACAAUGAGAGCUAGUGCUGGAUCUUCAAUGCGGGAUGGAUACGAUGGUGGUUCUGGCAGAACUCGCAUUGGAUUUGAGAGGGGCCACUGAGUACCCUCUUUCCUCCUUAUUCUUCAAUGGACCUGAACUUGGGACCUGGAACUCAUAAGUGGCUCUAUUUUAUUGUUUAAGCAAUGUCCAACUUCUACAUUAUCGAAAAUAUGCUAUCUUUGUAAUCUGGAUAACAGUAUGUGAGAUGAAUUGCUGAUUUAAGGUGGUGUCCGAAUUUCUCUAUUUUCUUUA
Molecule: messenger RNA, 2230 nt
Organism: Jatropha curcas
Lineage: Eukaryota; Viridiplantae; Streptophyta; Magnoliopsida; Malpighiales; Euphorbiaceae
Source: RefSeq, a predicted model, not a curated record